GGACAUUUAAGCGAAUGCCGCGCUAACAUUGGUCGACAUUUCAAGUUGCAAAUUUGAUCAAUUUUGGUAUUUUUCGUGCCGACUUUUAUUCGAUAAAAGGGCCUGUGGUACUAUAAAUUACGUUCACGAAGUAUACACAGAUUAAAACAGCCUUUAGCUGAGUGUUUUUGAAAGACAAACGAAAAACUCAAGAUUUAUAAUUUGCAUAGCCAACUUUUUUGAAAUUCGCGCGUAAUCGAACUUGUCAAACACUUUCAUCUGUGGAUUUUAUUUUUUCAAAUAACCAAGAUUAUUGCGUUAUUGAUAUUUUGAGUGACUGAAAUUUCGAAAUAAGGCAGGAGUGUUCAAUAAUAUUGAGAUAAAAUAGUUGAAAAGCUGUUUUUCUACGAAGAAAACUGUGAAAUUUCCCAGAUUCUCGCAAUAACAUCAUUUGACGCAUGCGCUCUGUCAUCUGCCGGUAGGCCAACGUCCGCUACAGACCUCCCGAAUCGAAAAACGAAAGAACAGUCAUAUUUAUUCAGUGAAACUAGUAGUUCAGAUUUGUGAAGUUUUUUUGUGGUAGACAAUUUUUUAUCAUGGCGUCCGGUGUAACAGUGUCGGACAUCUGUAAGACGACAUACGAGGAGAUCAAGAAGGACAAGAAGCACCGCUACGUCAUCUUCUUCAUCAAGGACGAACGCCAGAUCGACGUCGAGGAGAUCGGCUCGCGCGACGAGGAGUACGACUCCUUUUUGCAGAAGUUGCAAGCCGGCGGUGCGGGAGAAUGCAGGUAUGGCCUCUUCGACUUUGAAUAUAUGCACCAGUGCCAAGGCACAUCGGAAUCCUCCAAGAAGCAAAAACUGUUCCUGAUGUCGUGGUGCCCCGACACUGCCAAAGUCAAGAAGAAGAUGUUGUACUCUAGUUCCUUCGACGCUCUAAAAAAAUCCCUGGUAGGUGUCCAAAAGUACAUUCAGGCGACAGACCUGUCCGAAGCCAGUCAAGAGGCGGUAGAAGAAAAAUUGCGAUCCACCGAUCGCCAGUAGCGCGCGCAGGCGCA
Molecule: messenger RNA, 1036 nt
Organism: Phaedon cochleariae (mustard beetle)
Lineage: Eukaryota; Metazoa; Arthropoda; Insecta; Coleoptera; Chrysomelidae
Source: the annotation of a GenBank genome assembly